CAGGCGGAUCGUCGGAGCGUUGUUGCCAAGCCGCCUCACCUCGUUCGUUCCGAGAUGGUUCGACCCGUUGGCGAUACAGCGACUCCCCUCUAUGCAGCAAUAAUAAUGGCGUCAGGGACCGUAGAACGUUGCCAGCUCACCCAACCGAGCAGCUGAAAGACGGCAUACGGUCGAAAUCGAAAAACAGGACGUCUUGCUUCUGUCAGUUUUCUUCCCAGUCGGCGUUCUGUUAGUUGUAGUGCACAUCGCAGUGGUCCCGUUCAGUACGUUUUCACGUGUGUGAACGGCACAGUGUAUUUUUUUCCGGAAGCAAUUUCACAUCUGGAUACAACGAUCAUCUUGCGCGUUUACACCGUUAUUUUUUGGGAUUAUUUACACACGUUCGAAAAUGCCCUCCCCGAUAUAAGCAACCGGAAAAUGUCGCUAGUGAGAUGGAAACCACUCGCCGAUUGAACCACUUCUCAGCGCUUCCCCUAUGGAUACUCUUCGUCUACCUACUAAGCUGCGCGGAUGCAGACUCUCAAUUAUACAGCGACCUGGACGACGCCCCCAAAUGUUACGUCAAAGACCGUUACCUCCUAAGAUGCUCCGACGGCGUCACCGUCGACCUGACCGUUCCCGACAUCGUCAACAGGGUGGAACUGUCCAACGUCACCUUUUUGGACGGUUCCAAGCUUGACGCCUCCCACCUUAGGAGCCUGAAAUGGAGGCUAAGCGGGCUCAAAGACGUACGCGAAACCGUCACAAAUUCCAGCAGUCUCCUACAUCUAGACAUCUCACAAAACGACCUGGUAAAGCUGGUCGACUUCCACUUCGAAAGGUUCCCAAAGUUGACUGUGAUGAACCUCUCAAACAACCACAUCGACGACGUCCAAAGAACAACCUUCCAGGGAUUGGAUCUCAAAGAGCUAUACCUCUCCCACAACUCCCUAGUUGCCAUACCCUUCCAAGUGUUCCAUCCUAUGCAUAACCUCAAGAUACUGGAUCUGUCGUACAACAGAAUCGUCAAGAUAUUGGAUCAUUUCUUCAAGUACAAUCGGUACGUGGAGAUCUUACUCCUGAACAAUAACAAGUUGGCGAAUUUCACUUCCAACGCCUUGGCCGACUUGCAGAGCCUACACUGUCUCGACAUAUCUCACAAUUCCAUCCAGUACUUCUCCAAAGGCAUUUUCGAUUCCUUAAUAAACCUGGAGUUUUUGAACGUUGCUCACAACCCAAUCGUCAAUAUUCCUAGCGGCACCUUCAGGGGUCUCCGUAGACUGAAGUCGCUGGAUCUCAGCGGUACCCAAAUCAGCAACUUCCCCUUCGGACUGCUCCACUUCAGCCCCGAACUGCAGAGCCUGACAGUCGACGAAACCAACAUCGAAGAGUUCCACAACAGCGAACUGCUGGGCGUGCCGAGGCUACGAAAACUGAACGUCAGACGUAACAAGAAGCUCAAGAAGAUCGAGAGUUACAUCUUCUCGGACACCCCGCUCAUCGAAGAACUGGAUAUAAGCGGGAACGGACUAACGUUCUUGCACGAGUCCAUCGCCAAUCUCACGCACCUAAAGUACCUGAACAUAUCGAACAAUCCUUGGGCGUGCGACUGCCGUAUGUUUUGGUUCGCGCCCUGGGUCGAGAGUAAGAAGAAGUCUAACUUAACCCUGUCCGAUCUAAGCUGCGGUCCUUACGCUUAUCCUAACGACAUGAUUCCCACUCUCCAACAUCUAAACUGUACCGCUCCAUACAUGACCUUCAAGACGCCCACCAUGCAGUACCGGCUCCGAUCCAACGCCCUACUCGAGUGCAAAUACUCCGCCAAUCCUCCUCCUUCCAUUACGUGGAUCACUCCCACCCGAGAAGUGUUCCAUUGGAACCCCGAUCCUGCCAUACCUGAUGUUUUCGAAAAACACCCUCACGCCCACGAUAAGCUGAUGGUGCCCAUGAGGGUGAUACCGCCCAGGAUACAGGUCCUGGACAACGGCACCUUACUCAUCAAGAACGUCACCAGGAGCGACUGCGGGAGGUACAUUUGCUACGCCAGCAACCCCAUUGCCAACACCACAGACAACGUGCUGCUACAUAUCGAUCCGGCCGACUGGAACUAUGUGAGAAUCAUCAGUUUGCUUGUGGGCGCGCAGUGUGCAUCUGCAUUUUUGGCUCUCACCCUCAUCAUUCAGUUCCUACGCUACUUGAUCAGAAGGUUCGGCCUGUUCAACAACUUCUGCAGCUUCUACAAACGGGACAGAGUGUCGCCGAGGGCUAAGCAGAUUUACGCCAUGCUGGAAAACAUCGAACAGUACAAGUCGCAACAACUCGAGAGACUCAGGGACAACUACGCCCAGCAGGUGUCUAGGAUCAGGGAAAACUGCAACCAGCAGAUGGAGUGGAUACAGAACAGCUAUCAUUCGCAGACUAAGCACCUCAAAGACUUCAGGGAUAUCAGUUCUGCCCACAUUACUACGCUAAGGGGACAGUACCAAGACCAGGUCAAAAAGGUCAGGGACUACUCGACCAGCCAGCUGAACUGGGUGAGGGAGAACUACGUGUUCCAGAGAAAUAAGAUCCGCAAAUUCUCCUCCCACAAGGUGCUUCAAAUCAGGGAAACCUACAAGUACCAGCAGCAGACCCUUAACAAGGUCAUAGAGAACCUACCCAGUCUUUACUUCGAGAACUGCAGGGCGGGGCCUUGCGGUCGCGCUGAAUCCUUGGUGCUGGACAACAAUGAAGUGGAGAGUCUGGAUUCUUACAUCAAGGCCAAGAUCGAGAAACUGGCGCAGCUAGAAGACAUAAACACCGAGCUGAACCAGAGCAGGUUGUCGCUCUACUACACCCCGACGGAGAGGUCCCUGGCCUCCAAGACUACCUCGCCAGUUUCGCCGCCACCCGGUAUACACAUCAAUUACAUCCAGGACAGGCCGGAUCCGCUGUACCUGGAGCAGCCGUGUUCUUCCAGAUCGGUCCUGAUGCAGGACCUCGAGUUCUCAAUGAUGAACAGCCAGGGGCAGAAGCAUCAGCAGGACGACUUCCUGAAGGAGGAUGUGAAAUUGCCGGAGGUGAAGUUGCCGAAGGUCGAGAGUCACGCGACAAGGACGAGGAACGCGAAGGUGAGGUUCUUCACGGAGGUAAUGGAACCCGCGGAGAACGUGGACUCGUCCGAGUCCUCUGCACCGCCUCCGUACAAGGACAACGACACAGAUUUGGAUGAGGACUCUGCGAGACUCGAGACGGUGCUGUAGUAUGUUUCGCCGUUUAGUGAAGCUGUGAUAUGAGGUAUUUAUUGACCGUCGCAGUGUAGAAUCCGCGAGCGCUCUCUAGUGCCAAGCAAAUUAGUUCGUUUCUGUGACCACAAGAUGGGGGCGCCGGCUAGCCGUAACGGUGACUCCCUAGUCAAUCGAGAUCGAAGACUGAUGCGCAGUUCGAGUCGUGUUUUUUUCUCUCCAGACACGCUGCUUCCAAGAAGACGCAACUAAAGCUUCUUGUUGUAACUCUUUAGGCUAAUUGACACACAUACACACAACCCGUUUCUAGAGAAGUUUGUAAAUAAUCGGUAGUUCAUUUAGUUUCGAUCUGGUGUUUCGAAUCCUCGUGAAUAUUCCUUAAUUUUAUUUCAAUUUUUUUUUAAAUCGUGUGUUGCGGUAUUGUCUACACUGGUAUUUAGGGACUUAAGCGGGUACCAAAUAAGAAUAAACACUAUUUUUCAAUAAAGAUGAUAUAACUUUUAGAAUUUUGUGUGUAUACUUGGUUUUCACUCCGUAUAUAAAAAAGCUAUUGAUGAAAUGGCGAUAGCAGAGUAGCUGCUGGUUUUUCCAUUGUAACGGCACUCUUUCCAAGAUCUUUCGGAAUUUCCGUUUCCUUUUUUAUAAGUUGUAUAAUUAGGGAUAUAAUAAUGAUGAAUUUAGACUGUUAUAUUUUCUGAAUAUUAUUCUUAUCCAAUAAAACGUUGAAUGGUU
Molecule: messenger RNA, 3935 nt
Organism: Harmonia axyridis
Lineage: Eukaryota; Metazoa; Arthropoda; Insecta; Coleoptera; Coccinellidae
Product: immunoglobulin domain and leucine-rich repeat-containing protein 2
Exons: 4
Coding region: 432-3221 (929 amino acids)
Molecular function (GO): protein binding
Source: RefSeq, a predicted model, not a curated record